UCUGUGUACGUAUUAAUGUACAGUAACCUUGAUUCCAUCUUUAUGUUACCAUUCUAUCAGAUUGAAAUUCUUCAUCACAAUGAGAAUCUCAGUAAACGUCCGUCUGCAUCACGUGAUCUCGCUCAGUUCAUCUGUAAGAUGAAUCACCUGAAGAACCUCAAACUCUGCGGUCAGUAUCAUGGUGACUUCUACUCAACAGCAUUGUCGAUGGCAUCAACUAUAAAGGAUGACUGCAACACAAGCUCAACUCUGACUGAUCUGACCGUUACUAAUUAUACACUUAAAAAAUGGCAGGAUUGUGGAUCGAUGUUUGACAAUGUGAAGAGGAUCACCAUACAGGUAUGGGACACGAUCAGAUGUGACGUCAUCCACAGGAUCCAUCUUCCAGCAGCGACAGAGCUCACUAUUCAAACUUAUGAGCAUGCUUGGGAACCGGCUUCUCUCCACGAUGAUCCCACUUUACUACCCAAUGCACUUCACAAAGUCUCAUCUCAGCUUGUCAAGGUCACAUUCACAGAUCUCAACAUCGGCAACGAUCAGACCGAACGAAUGAUUCAAGCUUUCAGAUCAUCGGACGAUCUCAAACAUCUGAGGACCCUAAGAUUCAUACGAUGUGGGACUGAUGAGAGAUUAGAUCGUUCUAGUAUUGAUUCCGGUGAUGAACAUAAGGUAAAGGUGGAGAUAGAACGUGGCAAACCAGUUGGUAAGAACUUUAGAAGAUGAAGUUGCGGCAUCAAGGUCAUGACGAAUCAGACGAGCUUAAUAUUUAAGGAUGGCAGCCAACAAGAAGCCAUGAGUUAUUUUAUUUCCGAGUACCAUAAUUGGAACAGAUUUACUGAUAAUGAAGAUCCCACACCUCAACCAUUUGUUAAUGUGUCGGUUAAAUCAUGGACCUAUUAGACAAUCAACGCUAUCAUUUCUUUGAUCGAACGAGAUCCGCCACCCAAUGAUAAUGUGCAUCUUAAUGAGAACAUACAGGUAUUUUGACAAUGGCGACUACCAUGGCGUAUAUCUCAUUAUUGUCAAAGCACAACUUUACUGGUUUUAGUUAUGUUGGCUGAUGCCCUGUGUUAGAGAAUGCUUUUCAGUCAACAUGCUUUAGAU
Messenger RNA from Lytechinus variegatus (green sea urchin), 1104 nucleotides. RefSeq lists its product as uncharacterized. The transcript has 4 exons. The record is from RefSeq and is a predicted model, not a curated record. Bases 16 to 723 code for a protein of 235 amino acids. NCBI's taxonomy places the organism in Eukaryota, Metazoa, Echinodermata, Echinoidea, Temnopleuroida, Toxopneustidae.